GUACAAGCCCUACUGGACGAAGGGCUUUUGAAUCUAGUCUGCAAUCUGGAUGAGCUGGAUGCAUACUGGAACCAGCUCUUGAGGGAUUUUCCACACCAUCCGGCAAAUGGGCAUCGCGAUUCGAGCUUCCCUCUUUCGAUGUAUGGAGAUGAAGGCUCUGCGUUGAACAAUUCAUGGAUGACAUUUCAUUUCCAAUUCGAUCUUAGCCCUGCUUUGUCCAAUGCUGGAGUCUCCCGCUUUUUGAUUUGCACAAUACCUUCAAGCAUGUACAUCUACAAUGAAGAAGGGAUCAACCUGACCUUGCAGGAAGCAGCUGGUUGGAUCACAGAGUCCCUCAAUCGUCUAUCCACCAGUGGUGUCACGAUCCGGGAUCCUACGACCGGACAGGUACGUACACUUUGGGGCUAUGUUGUGAACUUCAAAGGUGACUGGAAGUAUUUGGCAUCCCUGUUCAAUAUGACCCGGACGGCGCAGCAAGAAGAGGUGUGCUGGAAGUGUGGGGCCACAAAGGGCAGUGUGGACCCGCAGUGGUCCUACACCAACUUGAGCCCUCAUGCGCCGUGGUACCCCGAACUUCGUUGCAAGGGUUCAGAUACGCGAGUGGUGAUGUCGUGGCUAGCCGAUGAGCUGCAGACCCGGGCUCCAAGCAAUGGAGAUCUUGCGUCAGAACCUGGAAGUAUUUUUAAAGAGGAUGGGCAGCGCAUGGCAGUGGGCCAGAUGAUGGUGCAUUUGUACAUUAAGCUGGCCAGAUCAGCGCUCGAUGGUGGGAAACGGCUUUUCAGAUGCCGCCCAAAACUACACCUCUUGUGGCAUCUUGCGAUGGAUUCCCGUCCGAGUCGACUUAAUCCAUCCCACUUAGGGUGUUGGAUGGAUGAGGACGGGAUCAAACGCUACAUGCGUUUGAAGAAACUCGUCCAUCCACGCACGGCAUCCCAACGGUGCCUAGAGCGCUACAAGCUUGGAUUGUUGCCCAAGCUGAGGGAUGUGAAGUGAAAAUGGCGAAGCUGGAGCGAGUGUGUGUGUGUGUGGGCCAGGGUUUGUUUGAAGGAUUGAAUGAAAUAUAGGUUUGUUCUUACGGUUUUUGUAGGAUUUAAUGGCACCCGCCACAGGCUCAAAAGGUGUGUCACACCUGUCACAGGUGAGAGCCAAAAAUUAGCUUGAAAUUGCGUGAUCUUUCCCAAGAAGAAAUGUAUAUAUACACUUUGCAGUGGGAAAGUGUUCGGACAAGGCUAUGUACACAAUGAAUGUGUACAAACCAAUCUCUAGGAAGCCAAGCUGCCAACAACGCUCCUGAGGCUUGUCAACUCCUUCUCUGUUACCUUUUCC
Molecule: messenger RNA, 1326 nt
Organism: Durusdinium trenchii
Lineage: Eukaryota; Dinophyceae; Suessiales; Symbiodiniaceae
Source: the annotation of a GenBank genome assembly